UGACGAUCGGGCCCUGAUAUCGACGUCGACCUCCUCUUCCUCUGUGCCCCACCUCCACACUCCCCUGGAUAUCCAAAGACCUCCAGCUCCUUCACUCUCGUCCGGGAACGACCCCGCAAAACCUCGGUCGCCGUAUGAAACGCCCUAUCGACCGAAAAGCAGACCUUGAUAUAUCUCGAACUCGUGCCCAGAAACCCGUUUCCCCACUCGGUAAUGUCUGCCCUCGUCAACCCAGGACCUGAUCGUGAACAACCUCGACCACAAUGUCGCAACACCUCGAUCCGAUGACGUCGGAGACAGAGUCGUCCAACCUGAAGAAACGGGACGAACAGACGUUCGAGGUCAUCGCUCCGCCAGCCCAUGACCAGGAUCAACCUCGAUGGAAUUUAGCUGAACACUAUCCUCCGAACCACCCACACAACCUCUCGUCGUGGCGCAAGUUUGGGAUCCUCGUCACUCUCUGCUUUUCCGGUUUCCUCGCCAACUAUGGAGCGUCGGCGCAUUUGACGGCGUUUGGACCGAUGGCGGCUUACUUUGAUCGUCCGGUGGGCGAUAUCGCCAAUACGAUCGGAUACGGUCUCCUCGGGAUCGCCGUCGGCCCAGUCCUCUGGAACCCCCUCUCUCAAACCAUAGGCCGAAGAUAUACCUACCUCAUCGGAAGCCUCCUCUACCUCCCCUGCAUCGUCUGGUGUGCAGAGUCGAAGAGCUACGUCAGUUUCGCGGUGGCUAGGGUCUUUGCUGGCCUGUGUAGCGCUUUCAGUCAGACGGUACCGCCAGCCACCAUCGCAGAUAUCUACCCACGUCACGUCCGAGGGGACAAGCUCUCCGCCUUCGGAGUCGCUGUGAUCAUCGCCCCGGCCCUGUCCCCGCUGAUCGGUUCGCUCGUAGUGAACAAGCAUUCCUGGCAAAACAUCUACUGGAUCGUCCUAGGCUUGGGCGGGCUGCAACUUUUGAUGUUCCUGUUGCUCGUCCCGGAGACCUUGUGGAACGAGGAUCGCACCGAUGCUGGCACGGGUGAUGACCGCGAUGGGGUGGUGGUGGUCCGACAAGGCAGGGUCGGCCCCGCUUGGUACCCAUGGCGUCGUCCUAAAGACUUUGCCACCCUCUUCACCCGUCCUAUCGCCAUGUCCCGGUUCCUCGCGAUCACCCUUCCCUCGAUCUAUUACGGAUCGCUGUUUGGCUGGUCGGUCGGGAUCACCAUCAUCGGCCCCAGGUUGUUCGAAGCUCCUCCGUACGAUUUCAAGCCGAUCCCUACGGGUUGCACGUACCUCGCUUUCGGCUUGGGAGCGGUCUUGGGGAAAUGGUCCGGCGGGCUGGUCGGAGACGUCGUCGUGACCCGAGUGACGAAACGCAACGGUGGGAUCCGUAAACCGGAAUACCGUCUCUGGGCCUUGUUACCCAUCUUGCCGUUCAUGUUCGUCGGCCUGUUCAUCGUCGGGAUCACGUUCGAGAAACGGUUGGCGUGGAUCGCUCCCCUGAUCGGAGGCGCCUUGUUCUACUUUUGUUUGUCGGCCUCGACGGGUAUCUUGCAAACGUACGUUCUCGAGUCCUACAUCACCCGACCUAUGGACACGCAGGCGAGCUUUAUUUUUUGGAAAUGCAUCUGGGGAUUUGCCAUCCCUUUCUUUGUAUGGGAAUGGGGUCUGGAAUCCACGUUCACGGUGGAAUACGCCAUUCAGGGUGUUUUGGCGACAUGCAUCGGGCUGCUUUUGUGUGGAGGUUUGAUCUGGAAAGGAGAAGCUCUGCGACGUGCGCAAGGAAUGCCGAUCGUCGAGCGAUGAUAGCAUAGGGGAAUCGAAUCGGAAGGUCGCAAACGUUUGUACACAGGACGACUAUACUCUGUCAACAGGAAU
This is a messenger RNA of Filobasidium floriforme, 1853 nucleotides long. RefSeq names its product major facilitator superfamily domain-containing protein. The transcript is spliced from 8 exons. The record is from RefSeq and is a predicted model, not a curated record. Gene Ontology annotation, molecular function: transmembrane transporter activity. Bases 264 to 1781 code for a protein of 505 amino acids. Gene Ontology annotation, biological process: transmembrane transport. NCBI's taxonomy places the organism in Eukaryota, Fungi, Basidiomycota, Tremellomycetes, Filobasidiales, Filobasidiaceae.